Gilbertella persicaria is the source of this 1338-nucleotide messenger RNA. RefSeq lists its product as uncharacterized. Lineage: Eukaryota; Fungi; Mucoromycota; Mucoromycetes; Mucorales; Choanephoraceae. Bases 1 to 1338 code for a protein of 445 amino acids. The record is from RefSeq and is a predicted model, not a curated record. The transcript has a single exon.
AUGCAUUUCAAUGGUUAUUCUUUACAUAAAACAAAACUGACAUUGUAUACUGCAUUUGAGCAACAAAGAGAGAAUGUCUAUCAAGUACGACCCUCACACGACUUAUGUUCAAUGGCCAUGGACUUAUCUAAAAAGCCUACACAGCGACUAAAAGUGCCUAUGGUCCAUUUGUCUCGGAUGAUAGAAAGCUUGCCACACUUGGAGACACUGUCAAUUCAAUACCAGGACUUGACUGCUCAACAGUAUGGUCAACAUCCUUUUGACUUUAUGAAAUUUCGUCAUCUUCAUUACCUGGAUAUUUCAUCAUGCAUGAUACGGCAGGCUUCUAUCCAGGCUUUACUUCGUGCGAUAGGACCGAGUCUGAAGACACUCAAGAUGCUGAACAUUGAACUCAACAGUUUAUCUUGGCUAUGUCUAAGCCAGUUUGGCAAACAAUUGACAUGUCUUCAUGUUUCCUGUAAUGAACCAAUUCUUUUGCCUAGCAUACGUCACGUCGUUUUACAUUUGAAGAAGCUGCAGGACUUUCGGUUGACUCGAUUACGUACAGGUGAUAUUAAUACGAUUGUGCAUCAAUUGAGUCCCAACACAUUAACAAGGCUUGAUUUAUCGCCUAAAAUGAACAUUUAUCCAAGAACAAUAACACAUCAUCGUAUCAGUACAGUCCAUAGAAGACCGAAAGUACAAGUCAGUACAGUUCAAGAAAGGACAAGAAGAUCUAUUUCUUCAAACAAAAGACAUCCACCUCAAGUACAACAAACCAUAGAACAAAUGCAAGAAGAAGCCUAUAAAAGUCAAGCACAACAACUGCCACCCCAAGAAACACAACAUGCGGCUAUUGAACAUGAUUUGUUAUUCAAUGAUACUUCUUUACGGCACUUGACUCAAUGUCAACAUCUUAUCGAAUUACGUCUUUGCUUUCCAAAAAUCACGGCGAAUUCACUUUGUCAGCUGUUUCAAUCAUUACCACAAAUUGAAGUAUUUGAGCUCAGGCAAAAAAGAGAACAACAACAUGAAUCAAGCGAUUAUUUGACGGGAUUGAUGUAUUGUAGAGCACUGAAAGAGUUAUGUUUAUUUGGUGUUUUUAUUACACCACAGACGAUUGACACAAUGACACAGAAACAACAAAACCUAAGUUCUUUGACCAUUUGUAAAGGUGGAAUGUAUAUAGAGAAAAGCGUCGAAAAGAUUGUCUUCUCAUUACCUAAAUUGAAAUUGUUUUGCUUGGGACAAAUUGGAGAACCAAUUGAAUGGAAACAAGAUAUCAUUAAAGAUCAACAGAACUUAACAUUUUAUAAGCAUCAUCAACAAUGGCAUUGUAUUCAACUUAAUUCUAUUUAA